Lactuca saligna is the source of this 447-nucleotide messenger RNA. The record is from the annotation of a GenBank genome assembly. NCBI's taxonomy places the organism in Eukaryota, Viridiplantae, Streptophyta, Magnoliopsida, Asterales, Asteraceae.
AUGGAAGUUUCUUGCCAAUUUGAAGAGAGAAAGAAAGUAACAGAUUCAAUAGAAUAUUGGAUUUCCUCUAGAGGAGAAGGUCAAUAUUUGGUUAUUUUGGGCACUGCUGCUGUGAGGAAGGAAAUCUCUGAUGAGACUAAUCGUGAGACAGGACGAAGCAAACAGAUUUCAUCAGUUCAUAUAUAUAUCUCAGUAUCUAUUCUCCUAAUGGUGGGCUUACUAGGGAAUGAUAACAUUAUUUGCAAUAUCAGAAGACAAUAUACAGAUACAAGAACGCAAGCAAACUUAUGGAAGCUAAAGUCUAACCACAAACAAGAAUUACAUGUUCAUACCGAACAAAUGUCUCUAGUUGUUGAAUGGCGAAGAAGAUCAGAUAUGCUGGAGAGAAUGAUGAAAGCACAUAAAAGUGCUUUCCCAGUGUGGGGAUUCGAGACUCUUGAGAAAUGA